Messenger RNA from Triticum aestivum (bread wheat), 1376 nucleotides. Its product is annotated as suppressor of disruption of TFIIS. The record is from RefSeq and is a predicted model, not a curated record. The transcript is spliced from 7 exons. NCBI's taxonomy places the organism in Eukaryota, Viridiplantae, Streptophyta, Magnoliopsida, Poales, Poaceae. The coding region runs from base 209 to 1039 and encodes 276 amino acids.
GCCGCACCUCACGCACUGACGCACAUGUAUGCGUGUGUAGGCACCUAAAUUCCCUGUCAUCCACUCCGCACCUGCUCGCGCUCACUCUAUUUAAACGCCCCGACUCUCCCCUCUUCCCUCGCUCGCUCCUCUCUCCCGACUCCUCUGCUCCCCUGCUCCGUCGUCCAAGUACGAUCGCCUCCUGCUCCUCGCAGCUCGCUCUCCGGCCAUGGCCUUCCAGUCCCCCGUCGGCUCCCCCUUCGACUGCCUCCUCAUAGACCUCGACGACACGCUGUACCCGGGCAACACCGGCAUUGGCCCCGCCCUGAGGCGCAACAUCGACGAGUUCCUCGUGGCCCGGUUCGGCCUCGCCGCCGACAAGGCCGCCGCGCUCCGCGCCGACCUCUUCCGCUCCCACGGCAGCACCCUCGCCGGCCUCAUCGCGCUCGGCCACGACGUGCACCCGGACGAGUACCACAGCUACGUGCACGGGAGGCUGCCCUACGACAUGAUCACCGCCGACCCGCAGCUCGCCGUCGCGCUCCAGAGCAUGCCCCAGCGCAAGAUCCUGUUCACGAACUCGGACCGCGCGCACAUGAAGAGGUCGCUGGAGCGGCUAGGCGUCGACGAGGCCUGCUUCGACGGCGUCGUGUGCUUCGAGACCAUGAACCCGCACCUCUUCGGUGAGGACGCGGAGGGGGAGAAGGGCGAGGCCGCCGACGUCGACCGCCCAGCCGUUGUCCUGAAACCGUCCGUCCACGCCUUCGUCACCGCCCUGCGCGUCGCCGGCACAAACCCACGCCGAACGCUCUUCCUCGACGACAGCGAGAGGAAUAUCGCCGCGGGGAAAGCUCUCGGCCUCCGCACAGCCCUGGUUGGCAAGAGGGCGAGGAGCAAGGAGGCGGACUACGCGCUGGAGACCAUCGGCGGCCUCCGGCGAGCCAUCCCGGAGAUCUGGGGCGCCGACGGCGAGCUCCAGCCCGACCACAACGUGGAGAAGAACAAGAGCAUGAGGGCCGACCUGGACGCCGUCAUCCAGCCCACCUCCAUCCAGGCAUGAUCAAUCGCGUCCUGAUCUCCAACAACUCCAAUCCAGACGACGCAACAUGUCCAUAAUGUCUAUGUGAUCAUUCUGAUUGAUUCCUGAUGCUUAAUUAUGCGCGUGUACAGUUCGUAUGCAUGUACAGUAAGAGUACCUACUAGUAGCUGACGGACGGACGGACAGACAGAUAAGAAUCAUGUAUGAUUCUGAUCAGCACCGUGUCGUAAAGCAACAAAUCAAAGCAGUUUAAUUGCAGGACGAGUCAUGUGUCAGUGUGUCACAUGUACUACGUGCGCUCUUAUACUAGCUUCUUUAUAUGAUCUAUCUAAUCUAAUCUAUCUACCUGUUUGAUGUU